AUGACUACGAAGCGCCGUAACCAUGGCCGGGCCAAGCCACCCUGCUCUCGAGGCCGCACGAAGCCGUUACACUGCUUUAACUGCGGCCGGCUGACACCGAAGGACAAAGCCAUUGGCCGCUUUUUAGUGCGUAGACUGUUGGAUCAGGCAUCUGCACGCGACGUGGCCGAGGCAUCUCCGGUAUACGGUGCUGGUUUCCCUAUGCCAAAAAUGUACAUGAAGCAGUGCUUUUGCAUUUCGUGCGCAAUUCACAAACGUGUUGUGCGUGCUCGUCCAACUGAAAAUCGCAAGCGUCGCUUCGUCACGAAAGUUGCAUUUCGCCCCACCGCUGGUAAGUAG
This is a messenger RNA of Trypanosoma rangeli, 339 nucleotides long. Its product is annotated as ribosomal protein S26. Lineage: Eukaryota; Euglenozoa; Kinetoplastea; Trypanosomatida; Trypanosomatidae. Gene Ontology annotation, biological process: translation. Gene Ontology annotation, cellular component: cytosolic small ribosomal subunit; ribosome. The transcript has a single exon. The coding region runs from base 1 to 339 and encodes 112 amino acids. Gene Ontology annotation, molecular function: mRNA binding; structural constituent of ribosome. The record is from RefSeq and is a predicted model, not a curated record.